This is a messenger RNA of Diutina rugosa, 420 nucleotides long. Its product is annotated as tubulin-binding prefolding complex subunit. NCBI's taxonomy places the organism in Eukaryota, Fungi, Ascomycota, Pichiomycetes, Serinales, Debaryomycetaceae. Gene Ontology annotation, cellular component: prefoldin complex; cytoplasm. Gene Ontology annotation, biological process: protein folding; microtubule-based process; tubulin complex assembly. The record is from RefSeq and is a predicted model, not a curated record. Gene Ontology annotation, molecular function: tubulin binding. The coding region runs from base 1 to 420 and encodes 139 amino acids. The transcript has a single exon.
AUGGAGCUCUCCAAACGACAACAGCUUGCCGAUUUGAACACCAAGAUCCCCGACAUUGAGAAGAAUCUCGCCGUGAUCGCCGAGCUCAAGGCGGCGCAAGCCGAAGACGCCCCCGAGCCCCUCGAGACGAACUACGAGCUCAACGAUACCCUCUACUCGCGUGCCGAGAUCGAUGUCAAGGCGACGAAGCUGGUGUAUCUCUGGUUGGGCGCCGACGUGAUGUUGGAGUACCCUUUGGACGAGGCGGUGGCGUUGUUGACCGAGAGAUUACAGAAGAACCGCGACCAGGCGGCUAUGGUGCGCGAGGACUUGGAGUUCUUGAAGGAGAAUAUCACCACCAUGGAGGUGAAUACCGCCCGCUUGUACAACUGGGAUGUCGAGCGGAGAAAGCAGGAGCGCGCCGCCACCGCUCUGAGCUAA